AUGACGCCGUAUCUCACGGCGCUUGUCCUAUUAACCACCAUCUCCGCCACCGCUGCCGCAACCGGAGGAUACAAAAACCACACAGUAGGUGGCACCUCCGGAUGGUUUUUCAACUCAACCACCAACACGCCCGCCACAAAUUACUCUUCUUGGGCUUCCACUCAAACUUUCAACCUCGGCGAUUAUCUCAUUUUCAACACGAAUUCAAACCAGAGCGUGAUUCUCACCUACAACAACACCGUGUACUUGAACUGCACUGCCGAUGAUUCCGACACCGGAACAUUCAUAUACAGCAGCGGACCAGAUAGUUUCAACCAGGCGUUGACUAUUCCCGUUCCGUUGACUAUUGUGGGACCCAACUACUUCUUCUCCGAUACUAGCGACGGUGUUCAGUGUCAGCACGGUUUGGCAUUUGAGAUCCAAGUCCAGCGUGGUUUAGGCUUGCCGCCGAGUCUUAAUCAGCCUCCUCCUCCGCCGUAUAAAGAGCCGCCUGGUCCUGAUAAUGCUCAAUCUCCGUCGGUUACGGUAGCGGAUAUGCCUAAGAAUGACGCGUUCUCGAAACGCGCUGACGUGCGCGUGGGAGUUUAUGGGUUGGGUGCAGCACUUGUAUUGUUGCAAUUUUGGUGA
Messenger RNA from Lathyrus sativus (Indian pea), 627 nucleotides. NCBI's taxonomy places the organism in Eukaryota, Viridiplantae, Streptophyta, Magnoliopsida, Fabales, Fabaceae. The record is from the annotation of a GenBank genome assembly.